UCAGAGCAGGUCGGUUGGCACAGCUGAGCUUGUUCCAGUGCUGGUGGAAAUAAUCUCAUCCGAGCCUCAUUCACUCAUACUGGGGAGGCUCGUGGGGGCCAGAUUGAAGUGAUUUACGCAACAAUGUCUCGCCAGUGGUUGGCUGUUGCGGAUUUUGUUUUGUCUUAAUCUUUGGGCAGAUUAACCGACCGAACCAAUUGUGUGCCUCCACGGGACUAAUGUGUGGGGAGAACUUGUGAACUCAAAACAGAGUCCCUGCAAACUUCAUCUAGACGAGAAUAUAUUGCUCUGGAGGAAGUAUAAUAAAAUGUUUUUUUUUCUGGAUACUAUGAUGGUCAGCUAUGCAUAUGACAUCAGUGACUGACAGCCACCAUAAUGCUCCACUGACACUCUGAUUCGAUCAUGGAGGACGCAGUGACCUCUGAAGAUGCUGAACCCCUGCCUGCCACCUCCCAAAACAUUGACAUCCACCUCAGGGAGCCAGAGGACGAGUGUCCUUCCAGCACAAGCCCGGAGCCCAGCACCCCGUCUUCACCUUCUAAUCAGCAAACUCAAGGCUCUGCUGUAUCGGCGCUGCAGUCCAAGGUCAAGGCUCUCUCCGAGCACAGAGUUGCCUGGAAAGAACCUGGAAGUAAGAACCAGGACAAACGAGUGGUUCCCGGGACCUUCAUGCUGGGAUACGCCCUCACGGACGCUUGGGGCUCCAGCAGCAGCGAUGAAGACGGGGAACCUCGCAAGCCUCUGAUUUUCAUUGCCGGAGAUCACAAGCCUCAGGUAGAACUCGAGUACGAUCCCAUUUCUUCCGAAACUUUGCUGGCAAUCCCACGUGGCCUUGGAGAAGGAGCAAGCCUGGAGAACCUCUCGAACGAUGCUUGCAGGGCUCAACACGAUGCUUCUACAUCUGAUAAACCAUGGAUGCCUCCAAAGUGUUUCUGGAGGUCCAUCAGACCAGAGAUGCAGGUUCUAAAUGGGAACAUUCCUGUGGGGAAAGAUGGAACAAAUGGAGGAACCAUGGGACACAAAAUGGGCCACAAGUUUCCAAGGGAACUGCAUAGGUCUGACAGCCUGGAGAGUCACCUAAGCAGGUACAAUCAUGGUGAGGUGGGACAGUGUGGACUCUGGCGGGCCGACAGCUUGGAGAGCAUGUGCAGCAGUGGAAGCUCGCUGUCCCUGGCUGAGAGGGUCGAGAUGAACCGAGGUCUUCUCAAACAGAUGCUGCAGAAAGCCCAGAACAAAGACCAUGUGCCAGGACAAAGGAUAGAGGACCCGACACACAUUGGUGGUAGAGGUAUCUGUGGCCUCAGUGAUAGUGAUUGGGAUUCUGGGAUUUCGCUCCAAGGUAGUGAACACAGCCAAAGGGCCUUUGUGUUGGGCGACGACCUUCCGCUGAGCCCUCGCCACGAGCAGGCCAAACGACUGCUGGAGAGAGCGCGUAUGAAGGCCCGGUCCAACCCUCUCAAAGCCGACCACACCAUCCUACCCGUCCAGAGGGACAACCCGGAGCUGUUGUCCUGGGUUGGUGUACCCUUACACCAGGCUCCUCUUGCGGGGAAGGAGGGCGUGGUGGUGGUCUCCGGAAACCUUAGUGACUCCUCCAGCGGCGACUCGGCAGGUGGAACCUGCCGGAGACACGGACAGUCCCCAACCCGUGUGCGUUUCGAAGACGAAUCGGAGAAGGACGCUGAGGUGCGCUACCUGGAGCGGCUACGCCAGCGGCGCAGGGCUGGAGAAAGAGGGCAGGGGCUGCUGGUGUCCAAACCCACCUUGUCGUCUUACAUCAAUGGACAGGCAGAGACAGGACAUGGCUCGAAUGAUUCAAUAUUCUGGAAGCCAAAAGCCAAGAAGAGUUUGUUGAAUGGCAAAGGUCCGGAAACAGCAAACAGGCAGUGCAACUCUUGUGGGACCUUUCUAAAUGAACCACACGGGCCUAGCUUGAACUCAAAUACUCUGUCUUUACCUAAUGGGGAAGUCGAAGGGAAGAAGAUACCAUGUUGGGUUGCUCCCACCCUACCCAACCGGCUUGUCCGGAUCGAACAGAUUAAGGAGACGUACAUUGGGACGAGUCCCGCUAUCGUCCACAGCGAUGGAACACACUGCAUUCCUGUGGAUAACGUGAGCGGUAGAGGAACAUUCCAGAAGCUAAAGAAGAAGGUCCGGAAACAAGAGAGCAAGCAGGAACCCUUGUAUGUCAACGGCCUGAGGGCUCCAACACCUCCGGAUUGCAACAGUGGAACUCAAAUGUGUAUCUCGAAUGGACUAGCAUUGCCACUCAACCCCUAUGCCGUGGAUCCCCUUGGACAGAGAAUCCCAGCCGCAUGCAGCCCCACAUCCAGUAAGAGACCUGUAGUACCUCCAUUGCCCCGCAAUGGAGAACCAUCCAGCUCCCACCUUCCUCAGCCAACCCCUCCUCCUCUCCAACCGAAAAAAUCAGCCCUAAAAUCCAGCUCAAAGAACCGCUCUAAUGGUCAGCGGACCGUCACACUCAUUUCUUCACCCGAGUACCACCUGGACUCCACAGAGGCAGGGGGCGCUGUGGAGAGCUGUCUUCAGGAACAGGCUUCCUCUGGACUGGGUUAUUGGGAGGACAGAUCUGCAGUGGUCACCCCUGUACCCAUACUCAGGACGAGCCCAGUUCUGUGUGCUCGAAACUCACCCAUACAAGGGGAAGAAAGGCUAACAGAUGUGGAACAGCAUCAGAGUAUAGGACAGCUGGGAUCUAAUGGAACAUCCAGCAGUGCUGAAUCAACCCAGGAUCGACUCAAUGACAGACACGUCAGAGGGCCAAUCAGACCAGUGCAUCACAGGGCAACUAGCCCAAACUUCUCACAAGCGGGGACGGAUGCAGAGCAGCGGGAGGGUCGACCCAAACUCUCCCUGCGGCGGUUCUUCUCCGCCAUGGGGCUGAACAGCGUGGGGUUGCUGCGAAAAGGACGAUCCAGCAGCAUGGAUCAGCUCAGCCUGCACCCCAAACCAAACUCAAACCUGAACCAAAAGCCUCGGCCAACUUCACCCUCCACCUCCCCCAGCCCCACACACAGACACCACCACCAGCUGAAGAAAGCCCCCUCGCUGCAGACUAUACGACUGGGGUCUCCCUUUCUCCAGCUGAGGAGAUCUUCAUCGGCUCAAAACCUACAAAUCCCCAUAAAGAAAACAGACCGUUCCUCUGCAUACACUCCAGGAGAACAGCCCUGUAGUCCAGUAUUAACCAGGGAUCUUCAGCGUGCUUUGAGUGUAGAGGACGUGGGGCGGCCCAGUGCGGUGCGUCCGGUGGGACGCAUGGCCCAGGCCUUCCCUGACGGCACCAUCCUGCUGGAACUCUCCAGGCCCCCCAACGGCCCCUUCGGCUUUCUCAUCUCACGAGGAAAAGGCAGGCCAGACUCAGGGGUGUACGUUGAAGAAAUGGGCGACAGCAAUAUGGAGAAACUCUACGCAGGGCUGCUCGGGGUCGGAGACGAGAUCUUAGAGGUGAAUGGCGAGAAGGUGGCAGGACUCAGUCUGGACCUGGUGACCCGUUUAAUGACUCAAAACAGCACAGCUUCAAUCCGCGUACUACGACACAGACGCCUACAGCACUAACUGAAGACAAGACUGUACCAGAACCACAUUUUAUUGCAGUCAAUGUAAACAAUAACGUCAGAAAUGUCAGGGACGAGUUCGUGUAAUCGGCAGUAUUAUGUUUAACCGACCUUUGGAGUUUUAUGGCAAUGAUCACACAACGGUCCCUAUUAAGUUACCCAUUACAAUCCAGUUUCAUUUUUUGGGUGAAUUCAUCCCUGUAGCCACUGUUAUGGCUAAAGGCCUGUUCACACCAAAUACAAUAACAGUAAUGACAAAAUAUAUA
Sinocyclocheilus anshuiensis is the source of this 3844-nucleotide messenger RNA. Its product is annotated as KIAA1614 ortholog. Gene Ontology annotation, biological process: centrosome cycle; regulation of cellular localization; establishment or maintenance of cell polarity. Gene Ontology annotation, cellular component: apical plasma membrane; cell cortex; nucleus. The transcript has 10 exons. The coding region runs from base 403 to 3579 and encodes 1058 amino acids. NCBI's taxonomy places the organism in Eukaryota, Metazoa, Chordata, Actinopteri, Cypriniformes, Cyprinidae. Gene Ontology annotation, molecular function: protein binding. The record is from RefSeq and is a predicted model, not a curated record.